AUGUCAGCAGGGAUACCAGUUCGGCUACUAAAUGAAGCCCAAGGUCACAUCAUAUCGAUCGAGCUCAACAACGGCGACACAUACCGCGGCAAGUUGCUCGAGAAUGAAGAUAACAUGAACUCGAGCUUAUUCGACGUGACGAUAACCAGCGGCAAGAACGGCUCCGUCAAGCAUAUGGAACAAGUGUUCAUCCGCGGCAGCAUGAUCCGGUUUAUUAGCGUGCCCAAUAUCUUGAAGAAUGCACCUAUGUUCCAUAUGAAACCGGGGGAUAAGCCCAAGCCUCCAGUGCGCGGUCCGCCUCCGAAACGAAGAAAGAAUUGA
Molecule: messenger RNA, 321 nt
Organism: Lodderomyces beijingensis
Lineage: Eukaryota; Fungi; Ascomycota; Pichiomycetes; Serinales; Debaryomycetaceae
Source: the annotation of a GenBank genome assembly